AUGUUAAGUUUCACAGAAACCGAAAAAAUUUCAUUAAGCAGCGCUGUAUUAACCUUUGCUGGAAUCUUACUCUAUAAUACAGAAGAUGGUUUAGCACAAUAUCGGGAUUGCAUUUAUUACUUGAAUCAAACUGAUAUAGUAAAAUAUUGUUUAAGAUCUGAUGAAUCGUUUGUACUUGAACGUCGCGGAAGUGAGAGGUGUUCCCCGGAUGCACAACAACUUGAUUUUAAAACAUUAAAAAUGAAUCAAAUACAAUUGAAUGACAUUUUAUUAUGGAGUGGAUCAACGAUUGAAAUAGCUGAGAAUUAUGCAGCAUAUUUAAAUGGAGAUAGUCGAAAUGACGAUGAAAUUUUAUGUAAUUGUACAAAAGAAGGUAGUUUUGGGAAAUAUUGUGAAUAUGAAUUUAUAUCACUAUCAACAUUCGAAGAAACAUUAAAAUAUCAAUUUCUACUAAAAGAACACGAUUUCAAUAUGAGAAUGUAUGACGUAAUAACAGAACAGUUAGAGGACGAGCAAUUUGCUAAUGAUGUUGAGUCAUCACGAGGUUGUCCGUUUAAACCAGACCAUUUUAACUGUGAUGAAUCAUUAUUUCAUCAAAAAUACUUUUCAUGUGGCGAUGGUCAAUUUAUCGAAGCAGAAAUUCGAUAUAACAGAAAUAUUAAGAAAAACGAUUAUUGUUCAAGUUUUCGUGAUAAGAACUUCAUGUGUGAAAUCGAUGAAAUAAACCCAAUGUGGACUGAUGGUGGUCAGGGACAUUGUUUGUUAUAUGGUAGUGACUCAAAGUAUCAAUUCUAUCACAAACAUUGUAUAUUCGAGUUAAAAUGUAAACUUACCAAUGGUCAACAACACGAGCAGUGUGAUCCUUCGAUUCUUCAAUCAAAUUGUGAUAUGCCAUCAUCGUCGGACAAACUUCGAUAUCCAGUUACCUACCCGAGUGGAAGUAUUUUGACACCGUAUCUUCAAAUUGCUUUUCCUUCAAAUGUAGUACCAGAUGAACAGAAAAUACAAUACUUUUAUUUCGUUAAUUCCGUUAAAUGUCGGGGGUUCCAAGCUAUGCUUCCUAGUAAAUUAGAUAUUUCUCGUGAACAGUUUUUCAGUUUUACAUAUAGACUUGAACAUGUUUUAUGUCGAGAAGCUCUUCGAGGCAACACUAAUAUUAAAAAGAACCAUGAGGGACCACAGUAUCAGAUGAACUGUUCUCAUUUUCGCUGUGGUGAUACAUUUCAAUGUGUUUCCGAAUAUCGUUUACGCGACGGUUAUAAUGAUUGCUUAAAUGGUGCUGACGAGUCACCAACACUAAACUGUCCAUUAUUUGUUCAAAAAGAUCGAUUUCAAUGUUCGAUGAGUGAACAAACAUGCUUAUUACCAACUGCUUUAGGUAAUAUAAAAAGCGAUUGCCGUUUAACUAACUGGGAUGAAUAUAUCGAGGAUAAAAACAUAAAACUAUCAAAUUUUUUAUGUCGACAUUCAAAUUCAGUACAAUGUGAAACACUUCGAAACUACAUUUUAAACUCAUCUGCGACAUCAUUUUUAAAUAAUACAGUCAAUGACAACACUUUACAGCAGCAAAUUAGCUUUCGUCAAUAUUGUGAUACAUUUUGGGAUUUAAAUACAAAGAACGAUGAAAUACAAGAAUUAUGUAAAAAAUAUUGGAUAUGUUCAAAGGAUGAAUUUCAGUGUAAAGCUGGCGGAGAAUGUAUAUCAUUGACGUGGGUGUGUAACAAUGUUUGGGACUGUAGUGAUGCAAGUGAUGAACAAGGUAUGUUUAUAAUUCAACACUUAUCAAAACAUAACAAUGCGAUUAUGAAUUUAACUGAAAUGAAACAGCGGUGCUAUUCAAUCUAUCGUGAACAGCCGUUUAGUCAAGCAACAGCAACUCUUACUGCUGAAAAACAAGUUUUGAUACAGUACAAUGAAAGGUGCAAUAUUACUACAGAAUAUCCAUGUAUACGACCUCAUACAGUAGCUCAAUUUGCUUAUUACCAACUUCUUUUUUACAACUUUACCAAUUUGAAAAUUUACCCAAGACCAUGUAUACGGCUAGAGCAAAUAGGUGACGGCAUUCCCGAUUGUUAUGGCGGAAUUGAUGAACGAAAUACACAGACUGGUUGUUUGUCAAAUGAAAUGCUCGGAUUUGAUUUUAAAUGUGAACAUACUGAACAACAACAAUGCAUACCGUAUAAAGAAAGAUGUAACGAACGUUGUUUAAACAAUGAAGAUAAAUUACUUUGUGAUACGCUAAGCUGUAUAUUACUUUGUCCAUCGCUUCGAUCUUAUCAAGAUGAAAAAUGUAGCAGAAUAAUUGAACCGACUGAUUACUUUACUAGGAACAGUCUGCAUUACUGUAAUACAGACGAUGUCUUAGGAAUAUUGCCAUAUCGCUCGAAUGCAAAAUUACAAAAACCAUUUCCAACAAUAUGCUUGCCAACUAUUCCCCCAUUGUCAAUCAAUGACCAACAACCUGAUCAGUCAUGUUUAACAACCGGCAUUUACCAAACAAAGCAAUCAAAUUAUAAGAAGUCAUUCAAUAAUCAACUUGUAAAUAAUAUUCAAGAUUAUUUUCGAAAUCAAACGUUUACUAGUAUAAAAGAUUUAACAAUUGCACAACGUAUUGAAUAUCAAGAAUAUGUUAUGAAUAAUGCAUGGGAAGGCUGGAUAUGUAUGCGUGGUAUAGCCGUAGUUGUUGAUAAUCAUAACGAAGCCGAUACUGUAUGUUUAUGUCCACCAGCUUUCUAUGGUAAAUUCUGUAAUCAUUUUAGUGAUCGUAUAACAGUUAUAAUAAGUUUAGAAAAGAUUCCAUUAGAUGUAACAAUGAUGAAAGUGCUAUCAACGUUUCUGUUAGAUGAAGAUAUAAUUGAUACCGAAGAAUUUCAUGUUCAACCAACAGUGGAUGAGAAUAGAAAGCAUCGGUUUUAUUUCGUUUAUCCGCGUCCCAGAAUAUUAAACGGAUCAUAUUCGGUACGAUUCGAAGCCUUUCAGUUACAUGUUAAUUUAAGUAUUAAUUUAUUAGUUGUUUGGCAUUAUUCAAUUCAACCGUUUGUUUUCCUACCAUCAUAUCGGCUAGCUAAAGUUUUGAAAUUUCAACAACAGCAUAUUUGUAAAAAAACUAACCCGUGUAAACAUAACAGCAAGUGCUAUCCGAUUAUGAAUAAUUUAGAUGAAUACUUUUGCCACUGUCAGAAUAAUUCAAGUGGAAAAAACUGUGAAAUACUAGACAGUUCAUGUGAUACAACGAAUUAUUGUUCAUCCAAAGCUGUUUGUCGACCUCGCCUUUCUUUGAAACCGUUGUGUAUUUGUCCACUGCAUCAUUUUGGUCCCCGAUGUUAUUUAACUAAUUCUCUUCUAACGAAACCAAACAUGUGUUCAAACAAUGGAACAAUGCAUGUAUCAUAUGAUCCACGUUCGACUCAUAUGUAUAAAUGUACAUGUGAUAAAAACUAUUAUGGUGAUAACUGUCAGUAUGCAUCCGGUAGCAUUCAUUUAGUUUAUAAUAUUUCAUAUUCUGUACAACAAGCAUUAUCUUUAUCAUUUGGUGCUGCUGUUAUUCAACUAUAUGAUUUCCAUCCAUCGUCAUUAAAUUUCAUUAUAAAAUAUCAAAUUGUAUUGAACAAUAUACCAAAGUGUUCACAAAUAAGUAACGGUGAAGCGCUCGUACCGACGAUAGGCUUAUUAAAGCUGCAUUAUAAAGACCCAAAAGAUCCACAUCCAAAAUAUUUUCUAUUGUACAUUCAAAUGAAUAAAUAUCAAUUAAAUGUGACCGUCGAGCUUAGUUUAGACAAUUACUGCCCCAGAGCUGAUGUUUUACAUUCACAUAACAAAUCCCAUAUUGAACAAUAUUUUUUUAAAGGACUGUCAGCUGAUUCCAGUGGUAAUGCUAAUUCUUCUUCAUUAUCAACAGUUUAUGAAUAUCAUGAACUAUGUAGUAAACACAAACCACUGUUAUGUUUUCAUGAUGAUAAUUAUUUUUGUGUAUGUGAUACAUUUAAUAAAGCGGAAUGUUUUGGUUACAAUCAUCAAAUAGAUCGAUGUCAACAUUGUUUAUCACAGGGUCGAUGUAUACAAGGCAACUCAAAUGAUCCUUCAAAUUUUAUAUGUUUAUGUCAAAAAUGCUAUUACGGCUCGAUUUGUCAAUCAAAUAUACAACUAUUAAGUUUUAGUGUAGAAUCACUAUUGUCCAAGGAUUUAUUUUCACCAUCAUUGUUAGUACAAAAAUUAUCAAUAAGUAUUUAUAUAACGAUAACGCUAAUAAUAUCGUAUUGGUUAAUGGCUUUUGUUACAAUUGAACGUAUGUAUAUUGCACUGCAUACCAACGAGCAAUGGUUAAAAAGUCCAAAAAUAGCUAAAAGAAUUGUUUUACUAAUUAUUAUUGGUACUUUAGCUUCACAUGCACAUGAAUUCAUUUACUACGAUAUUGUUCAAGAUUCAAAAUAUACACAGCAUGGUACAUGGUGUGUUACAAAGUACAAUCCUAUUCUAUCAGUGUAUAAUCAAAUCAAUACAUUUAUUCAAUAUUUAGUACCAUUUUUCAUUAAUUUUAUAUUAACAGUCAUUUUAAUUUCAUUAAUUGCACAUAAACGAGCUGCUAUUGCUGAUAAUAAUAAAGCAUUGACAACAGUAUAUCGAGAACAAUUUCAAAAACGAAAAGAUUUGUUUAUACCACCUAUUAUCAUUUUAUUUUGUGCACUACCACAAUUUCUCAUCUCAUUUUCAUUAGCUUGUACUGAAUUAAAUAUUGCAUGGCAACGGUACCUGUUAACUGCAGCAUAUUUCUGUUCUUAUUUACCACAAGUACUCGGCUACUAUUUAUAUAUUGUACCAUCAACAUUUUACAGAGAAGAAUUCAGUGCAACAAUAUUUGGAAAAAUAUUAAAAGAAAAGAACAAACGAACACAACUAGAGCAGCUUGAACGAACCAAUAGAACAACAAGAUUAGAAACAAUAAAAAACUAA
Messenger RNA from Didymodactylos carnosus, 4950 nucleotides. The record is from the annotation of a GenBank genome assembly. NCBI's taxonomy places the organism in Eukaryota, Metazoa, Rotifera, Eurotatoria, Philodinida, Philodinidae.